AGAUUCUCUCUAAAGUAAGACUUUCAGAUUCACGGGAUAUCCACUCUUAUGACAAGAUUCAAAUAUAAAACUAGUUAAUUAAAUUCGCUAAUUCAAUCGAUGAUUCUUACAAUCACGAUUUCCUCCCAGGUCAUCAGAAAAGAAUGGCUAAAUUGAAAGAAGAAGCUGAUCGCGCUAUCGAAUCACUCGAUGCAAAUAUUCAGUUGCAUUGAAUCUCGAUAAUGAAGUUCGGUAUUGCUUAGCACGAGUAAUCUCUAGGGUUUUGAAUGUAUUUUUCCUUUGAAUAUUUUUUUAUAAAAACAAAAUAUCUAAAAACACCCCUAAAACUUGCCUCAGGUUAAUAUUUCCCUAAUCUCUAGUGUUAAUAAUGUAAUCUGUGGUUCGGAUCAUGUUUUAUAUCAAGUAGAAAAGAGGCAAUCGGAAGAGGAUGAAGCGAUGUAUUUGUAUUUGAGAGGAAAGCUACUGGAUGUGUCUCCCGGUUAUCAUAAGGAAGCGGAGGAACAUCUACUGAAACUUAAUUUGAAUCCUUGUAUUGCGGAUGCAUGGAUAUGCUUAGGGACUUGCUCCGGGAAGAGAGGUGGUUUUUUUAAAGCUAAAAAAUGCUAUGAACUUGUCCUUGAGCAGGAGCCUGAAAAUAAGGAGCUGUUGCGUCAAUUAUCAAUGCUUGAAAGAAGACAGUGCAUAGAUGGAACAGAGGUUGAAAAUCCAGAAGAAACCAUUGGUGAUAGUAUCAAACAUGCAAAGGAUGCAAUUCUUCGAGAUGUCCAGGAUGGAAUAUCUUGGUAUGCCCUAGGAAAUGCAUGUUUCACUGCCUAUUUUCUGACUGGAACUUGGGAUCAUGAUAUGCUUUUUCAGUCAUUAAAAGCAUACAGGAAUGCUGGCAAAGACAAAAAGAUGAAGUGCUGUGCUGAAUUCAAUUACACCUGCUCGAUGGCGUGCAAGUUUCUAGAGAAAUAUCAGAUGGCCCUCACCGGUUUGGAAAUUGCUGGAUUAAUGGAUCCUAGUCUUAAAUGUCUAGAGCAAGCAUCAAAUUUGUGUGAUGUUCUUGAUAAUAUAGACUUUUUGCUUCAGGAACUGAAUGAUGCUAAGCGGCUUCCUUCUCCAGCAUCACCCCUUCCUGCUGUUGAUUCCCAAGCAUCAAUACUUGCUUCUGCCGAAUUGGAUCCUUCAUAUGAGAGAGCUACUGUCGAUCGCCCAGCUGAAGGUCUUAAUGAAGGAAAAGCAGUCACAGGAAAAGUUCUAUUUUCAGUUAAGAAUCCGAGUGGAAGCCCAAUAUACUAUGUUGUCUGUGAUUCUGACCACACAUGUUUUGUAAUUACUGUUUACGGAGUAUGCAGCACUGCAAUCAAAGAAGAAGAUGAGAUCACACUAUUGGAUCCUUUAUACCAUUUCUUUGAUUUUGAAUGGAAGGCAAAGCAAUAUCAGUUCAAAUCUGUUAGCGUGGAUUUUCUACAAGAAAUUCGUGUUAACGGAGAAGUUGUCUCUCCUGAACAUGUUAUUCAUCCAUCAAUGUAUGCUGAUUUCAUGAAAGGAGAAAGGAAAAAAAGGAUGAUGUUGGAAGAAUCUCGACUUCCUUUUUCUGCAUUCCCUUGGCUUCUUAUUUGCCACGGAGAAUGCAGGGAAAAUCAAACAUUUUUCAGCAUAUCAGAGGCACGCUACUAUGAUAGAAGCAUACCUGAGCUUCAGAACAAGAUGAUAUGCGCUUAUGCGCAGGAUUGGCUCGUGUUAUUUGACGUUGAGUAUUGUGACUGCUAUCUUUGGAAUGCUAACUCAGAGGAGAAAAUUCAGCUCCCACCACUCCCCGAGGACGGCUAUGUGAGGUGCCUUUUGUCCCGACCACCCGAUGAUCCAGAAUGUUGCAUACUUUUCCUGAUCGAUGAGAGUCGUGAGGAUGACAUAUAUGUGGGACGGCGUACAUUUUACUUUUGCAAGCCUGGGUACAAUGAAGGAUUUCAUAAACAAGAAAUGCAACUUGAUGAUGAUGAAUUGGGGGAUUGGACAGUCUUCAACGGGAAAUUUUACGCAUUGAUGUCCGACGAGUCAAUUCUUGUGCUUUUGGAUGUAGAUAAUGACUUGGGAACAAUAACCAUUACACCAAUGGUUGACCAACCCGCAUUUGAUUAUUGCGGAUACUUAGACAUGCCACGCUCUGGGAGAUACCUCAUUCAGUCCUCAUGUGGCGAUGAUCAUAUGUUACUAUAUCUUCACAAGCUGUAUUUUUAUAACUCGAAGGAGUUAUAUGGGUUUUUUUUGUUUCAGUUUGAUUUUGAGGAGAAAGCGUGGAAGAAGUUGACAAGCAUUGGCGAAAGUGCAGUUUUUUUGAGUGAUAGGUGGGGGUCCGGGGGGAUAACUUGCUCCACAAGAGGCGCUAAUAUUAAGAAAGAUUCCAUCUAUUUCAUUGAGAGGGACGAUCGUUUUCUGUACGUCUAUGAUUUGGAAAGAAAGAGCAUGAGUAUAUCUCUCCCGUGCCCAUAUGUUGAUGUGGAAGAGUCGUUUCAAUGGUUAUCACUUCCUUCCCGGUGAAGAUUGUUUUCUUAUAGUAAUCAUUUUUUUGCUUCUAGUUCCGAAUUCUGCCCACAAUAUAUUAAGCUUUGGCUGCAAAACCUUCGUGUCCUGUCUUUGCUUCAGUGUCUAAAAGACCAGCUUCUUGUGUAAAACCAUGCUGCAUUCUUGGCUGAUAUGCUUAGUGAUUGGUAUAUACCUAGAUUGUUAUCGGACAGUUUGUGCUCUUGUGGGUUUCUCAUUAUUAUUGUUUUUUAGUUA
Messenger RNA from Nicotiana attenuata, 2763 nucleotides. RefSeq lists its product as uncharacterized. The transcript has 13 exons. The record is from RefSeq and is a predicted model, not a curated record. Gene Ontology annotation, molecular function: protein binding. NCBI's taxonomy places the organism in Eukaryota, Viridiplantae, Streptophyta, Magnoliopsida, Solanales, Solanaceae. Bases 436 to 2523 code for a protein of 695 amino acids.